AUGUCCGGCACCAUUUCCAUCAGCCAGAUAAUCACCAGUCUUCCUAAUCCUCACACAUUUACUGAUAGCGGUCCGCCUUACACUGUCUGGUGGACCGCGCAGGACGGCUCUGGCGAACCCUCGCUCGUUAUCACGGCCACUGGCAACGAUCUCAAUGCCCUCACAGUACACGCCACCAGCGACCCCGAGGCCGCGGUCAUGGACACAGCCACGACUAAAUCCAGCGCCGGCGGGGGGGCCGAAAACAUCUCGGCCACGUCCACCUCUCCCCCCAGCGAGCCGGCAGAGACAAUAACCGACAGGCCCACGGCAGACCCGGACCCCUCCGGGAGGUCCUCAGGCACUAGCACCGGGGCCCUCGCCGGCGCGGCCAUCGGCUGCCUCCUGGGUGGCCUCAUUAUAGGCGCCCUGGUCACCUUUCUCAUCGCCCGCCGCAUCCGCCGCAAGCAGCGGGAAAGCGAUGAGCGGCGCCAGCACCUUGUCCCCUCCGUCAGCGACAAGCUGGACUCCACGCGCGGUCCCGCCCCCGAGUCCAGCGUCAACACGACGGCAACGUCGACCGACGCCCAGCUCGCCAACGUGCUCCUCGACGCCACGCCCGACAAGGACCUCGAGAUGGAGCUCCGAGCCCUGGGCGACCUCGUCCGCCUCCACGUCGACAGCAACUACCACACCCAGCCCGUCCAGCUCGACCCUUCGAUCCUGUCCCACCACCUCUACGAUCUGGGCUUCCCUGGCGAUGCGGCCGCCCGCGUGUCCACGCUGUGCCUCGACCCCCGGACCCGGUCCACGGCGCUCGUCCACAUCAUCUCGGCCAUUGCGCUCCGCAGCAUCGACAUGCGCUCCCCCGGCGCCCCAUCCCUGCUGCCCAGCCCCGUAGCCGACUUGGUCAACUCGGCGGCCCGGCCCCACGGCACAGACAAGGAAUUCCCCCGAGCCCUCACCAAGUGGCGUGUGCUCUCGGCGUAUCUCCUCCACCCGCACCGUGCGGAGCGGACGCCUCUAGCCCCUCCGGAGCCCGCGACAGACCACCAGGUCCACCAGCUCGUCUCGGCCCUUAACGCCGCGCUGUCGCCCUUUGCCGCUCACGGCGACGCCCAGAUCAGCCACCUCCGCGCCGUCCUGCACGACUUUGCCAGGUACGGCUGCCUGCUGCUGUCCCAGCCUAGCGAAUGGGGUCUCGUCUACGGUGUCGGCCUCGAGGGCCCGGAGCGCAACCAGCUCGGCGUCCGGGCUGGACUGCAGAAGCUGACGAGGCGCGACGGCCGUCCCUACGAGGCGCCGCAGACGGUCACGUAUCCGGAGACGCAGGCAGUCGCAUAG
Emericellopsis cladophorae is the source of this 1323-nucleotide messenger RNA. RefSeq lists its product as uncharacterized. The transcript is spliced from 2 exons. The record is from RefSeq and is a predicted model, not a curated record. Lineage: Eukaryota; Fungi; Ascomycota; Sordariomycetes; Hypocreales; Bionectriaceae. Bases 1 to 1323 code for a protein of 440 amino acids.